Molecule: messenger RNA, 542 nt
Organism: Blepharisma stoltei
Lineage: Eukaryota; Ciliophora; Heterotrichea; Heterotrichida; Blepharismidae
Source: the annotation of a GenBank genome assembly
AUGAUAAUACUACAUCUAGGGUUUUCUGGGCUAGGAAUUUUAUUGACAGUUCCUGCGCUGGUACAAGAGUAUAUAGAUGAUAAUGAUUUCAGCAAAUGGCAAAACUCGAUAAAGAUAUUACCACAUUUAUUAUUGAUGGUUUCUUGUGCGUUGAGGUUUAACAAAAUUAUUCUCCCCUUUGGAUUAGUUAUGGGGGUUAUCACAUGAAUUAGUGGCCUAUUUAUGAUGAAUAUGCUGAUUAGCCGUUAUUAUAUUUACUAUAUAAAAAUAGUAAUAGUUCCCUAAAGAAAAUUUGCAUUUAUUAUAAUUUGGGUAAUCACUUUCUAUUUAUUUUAAAUUUAACCUCAAGCUCUACCUCAAUUUGUGAAGACUUCAGCGAUCUAUGCACAGAAGAUACAAGUUCUUGUAUAAACAGCCCCGUUAGCUCAUGAGCAGGGAUUUUAUAUAUUAUUGGAUUGUUAUUUAUGAUUAUCGGUAACACUUUGCUUAUAAAAAACACAGGCGAUAAAAUUUUAGAAAUAAAUAAACUUGUAAUUGGUUAA